This is a messenger RNA of Mercurialis annua (annual mercury), 1167 nucleotides long. Its product is annotated as peptidyl-prolyl cis-trans isomerase A1. Gene Ontology annotation, biological process: protein folding; protein peptidyl-prolyl isomerization. Gene Ontology annotation, molecular function: peptidyl-prolyl cis-trans isomerase activity. The transcript is spliced from 7 exons. NCBI's taxonomy places the organism in Eukaryota, Viridiplantae, Streptophyta, Magnoliopsida, Malpighiales, Euphorbiaceae. The coding region runs from base 187 to 951 and encodes 254 amino acids. The record is from RefSeq and is a predicted model, not a curated record.
AACGAUGCGUACCCUAAAAAAGGCCUAUCCUGAUCCUCUCCUGCUGCAUUUCUCCUCAUUUUCUUUCUCCUUCGCCAGUCACCACUACCAAACACUCUUAUCUUUAUAACACACAGACAGCCAUAAAUAUACUCAGUGUUCCCAAUUAUAACGACCCAUUUUCAAUUCUCACCCUCAAAUAAUUAAAUGGCCUCCACAUUCUCUGUUCAAACUCUGCAUAAUCCCCGCCUUGUCUUCAAGGGUAAAGAUGUUAAAAAUCUUAACAGGCCAUGUAUGAUUUCAGCUUCUGCAAAUUCUAAUUCUGCUUCUUUGAGCUUGGCCGGAAAAUCUCACUAUGCGUCAGGUUUUUCUACAACACAGCUCUUUAAAGCGCCUUCCGUUAAGCAUCAGCGAGUGUCGUGCAUCAAGUCAAUGGCAAAUGAGGAUGUCGAGCUGCAAGCCAAAGUGACGACGAAAGUCUUUUUUGAUGUUGAUAUUGGAGGUGAAGCUGCUGGUAGAAUUGUGAUGGGCCUUUUCGGAGAUGUUGUCCCCCAAACAGCCGAGAAUUUCCGUGCUUUGUGCACAGGAGAGAAAGGGUUUGGUUAUAAAGGCUGCUCCUUCCACCGUAUAAUUAAAGAUUUCAUGAUACAGGGAGGAGACUUUCAAGAAGGAGAUGGUACCGGAGGAGUUAGUAUCUAUGGUUCCAAAUUUAAAGAUGAGAGCUUUGAUUUGAAGCAUGUUGGACCUGGAGUAUUGAGCAUGGCUAAUGCAGGUCCUAACACAAAUGGGAGCCAAUUUUUCCUUUGUACAGUAAAGACUCCUUGGUUGGACAACCGCCAUGUUGUGUUCGGGCAUGUCAUUGAUGGAAUGGAUGUUGUUAGGACACUUGAGUCUGUAGAGACAAGCAGGUCAGAUUACCCUCGGAAACCAUGCAGGAUUACCAAUUGCGGUGAGCUACCAUUGGAUGGAUGAUCUGUUGAAAAUAUUCUUCAGUUUUCCACGUCAUGCAUCCCUAUUUUUGAAAGAUCUAUGAUCCUUUUGUACAACAUGUAUGUCAAACUGCAUCCUUAUUAGCUGAGAUAAUUUAAGCCAUCGCUUUUUCAACCCAUGAUAGAAGUGCACGUACUGCACUUAUGUGAAACAAAAUUUUGCAAACUAUCAACUCAAUAAUAAAAAGGCCUUACUUAA